Oryctolagus cuniculus (rabbit) is the source of this 2321-nucleotide messenger RNA. The record is from RefSeq and is a predicted model, not a curated record. NCBI's taxonomy places the organism in Eukaryota, Metazoa, Chordata, Mammalia, Lagomorpha, Leporidae.
CCCUGGUCUGGGGGGGUUCUCUCUGGAGGUGCCUGGUAACAAACAGCCCCACCCACUUGUGGUGCCAGUAUCCACGGCAACCAGAGAGCCCUUCCUUCCCUAGGCCUGCUGGGCACUCAGGCCUCGGGAGCCCACGCACCGGACACAGGGAACGCUUGGCCAGCCACCCCUCCCGGCCCCCCGAGAACACCGAGAAUGGCCCCCAAGUCUGGCCUGCUGUCUGAAGAAGCUGGGGAGGGGGCUCCCCUGCCCCUGGCAGAUGGGGAGCCACUCGGUGGUGACCCGGGGCCACCAGCCAGCGUUCCCAGCUCACACACUGACACCCUGGCCCCCGGCUGCCUGCAGGACACCAAGCCCCCUUCGCCACCGGCGGUCUCCUCGGCCACCCUGCGCUUGGCCCCGGAGUCCCUGGACCCCCGCACCCUGCAGCUGCUGUGGGGCCAGCGAGAACUGGAGAUCCGCGCGCUGCGGUGGGCUGUUCAGAAUGGCCAGGACGCCCGGCAGCGCCAGCUCCUGCAGGAGGUGGCGGGGUUUCCACCCCAGAGGAGCCCCCGCAGCCAGCAGAGGUUCCUGCAGAACCAGGUGCGGAAGCUCCGCCUGGAGCUGAGGGAGCAGAAGCAGCAAGCCCAGCGGGAGAAGGAGCUGUUGGAGCAGCGGCUGCACCAGCUGGAGGCCGAGCUGCAGACCUUCCAGAAGUCCUGCCUCCUGCAGAUGGCCCGCUCGUCCUGGGUGGGCCGCGUGCUGCGAUCCCAGACCGGCAGCGUGGAGGUGGUGACCACAGAGGCCCUUGUGGACCCCAGCGACAGCGUCUGUGAGAGCGAUCAGGUCCCCACGGCAGGGGAGGGCUUCCGACUGGAGGAUGUGGACUGGAACAGCAUCGCCCACCGCUACCCCAACCUCUUCACCAGCAUCGAGUCACAGGAGCUCCUGCCCCAGACACCCACGCUGCUGGACCCUGGGCGCUCUCAGCCUGAUGAGAGGCCCCACGCCGAAGAGAGGCCUCACAAGACUGUCGAGUGGAGCUCCCUGCCCCGGGUGGGCACCAGCAGCUCCGGCGGCGCCGGCUCCGACUCCAGCAGCUGCCAGCUGGACCUGUCCUCUCGGGCACCGAAGGAGGAUGUGCUGGCCAAGAAGCUCAGCGGAGCAGAGCCCCUGGGGAUGGAAGGUCUCCAGAUAACCCAAUACGGCCGUCUCAGCAAGGCCGGCCUGGAGCCCGAUGCCGGGGCGCAGGCUGACCCUCCGCGUGCAGGGCCCGGGGUGAGCCCCAGCUACUCCCUGAAGAUCGUGGCCGUGAGCCGGCGGCAGAAGUUCGUCCGCAUCCUCAAUCAGUCGCUGGAGCACACGGCCGACAUGGCCGGCCUCACGCUGCGGCAGCUGGAGCACGGCUUCCCGGUGUGCCUGUACCGCUUCCCGCCCGGCACGCUGCUGGCCCCGCGGCACCAGCUCACGGUGUGGGGUGAGGACGCUCGCAGCGCCGAGCAGCCACCGGCUGCAUCCUCGGGCCGGGAGCCGCUCUACUUCCGCGUCAGCCCGGGCUGCGUGACCCUGCUCCUGGGCCGCGAAGGCGAGGUCCUCAGCAGGCACCAGGCCCCGCACUGCGUGACUCCGACUGCCCGGCUCUUCGCCGAGGACAGCUUCCCGCUCCCUGAGGCCCAGCCCGGCGCCGACAUGGGCGAGCCGCGAUGCCCGCCACGACGCCUGCGCGAAGCCCGGCUGCCGGAGGCCCCGGGCGGGCGCGGGAGGCUGGAAGGGGGGCUGCGGGUGCCUCGGGGCCUGCCCCCUCUCCAGGCCUCGCCCCAGGGAAGCCCGCCCUCUGGGCCUCCUGGCCAGGCCUUUCCCAGGACGCCCCGGAGGCUGGCCCGGCGCCCGAGGCCCAGUCCCCGUCUGUGCUGCCUUCCUUUGGGCAGGCUGCGGCCCUCAGGACCCCUCGACCCCUCGGCGACUCUGGGAGCCUUGCGGACCCUGACCCCCGGCGAGAGCUUCCACCCGCGGGAGGAGCCCGCGCGGCCCGAGUCCUCCAAGUACCCGGCACCGGAGCUCCUCAACUUCCUCCUGGAGGCCAGGCUGGGCCUCCAGGACUGCCAGGCCAGGAAGGAGCACCGGGUGCAGGUUGGCCGCAGAAGCGUGGACCGCGACUGCCCGAUGGUGGUGUUGUCUGUGCAGAACACGGCUGAGAGCAGGUUCGGCUUCCGCUUCCUCUGCUGCCCACCCAUCACAGCCGACGCCCGGGGGCGGCGCUAGCGCCAGGCACACGUGCCCGGGGCCUGUUUAUUGAGCCAGCGUUGCCUGCACAGUAAACCUUACACUUCUUUCCACCCAGA